Molecule: messenger RNA, 565 nt
Organism: Amoebophrya sp. A25
Lineage: Eukaryota; Dinophyceae; Syndiniales; Amoebophryaceae
Source: the annotation of a GenBank genome assembly
UUCUAAUUGCAACAACUACGCAGUCUGUCUCUCUUUGAUGUUGUCGAUCUGUGAUUCAUAAUGUCCAUGAGAGUCAAGAAAGAGCCGCUCGAGCGCGUCUGCUUCUUCAUGAAGAUCCGCCUAGUCUUAGCAAGCCGAAAAAUGGGCCGGGGUUCGUAUAGUCUUAGCCCGGAAGAGGGCCGCCCCCGCUCGGUGGCUAACCUUUAAGAAGACUACCGGGGCGAAGCGCGCGGGUGCGACGAUGCCAGCGAGCCCGAGACAGGGGGGGAAUGUGGCGACGAGCGCCCGCUUCCUCUUCUUCUUUUGUUUCCUCGUUUCUCCCUUUGUUUUUUUUUUGGUUGACGCGUCUCCUUCUUGCGUUAUUUCUGACGUGUCUACUAGACUACUGCGCGCGCCUCUUUAAAAUACUUGCCUUUUAUUUAAUGUGAAUUCAUUGGUUGGCCCCACUGCUAAAAGGAAAAGUAAGGUCUAGGUCUUUUUUUUCAUCGAAAAUGGAAGAGACUGAAACAAGGUGUUUGACUUAUUAGAGCUUCUUCUUGUAAAGUAAGCCCCAUCAAGUGCCCGC